This is a messenger RNA of Fraxinus pennsylvanica, 1491 nucleotides long. The record is from the annotation of a GenBank genome assembly. NCBI's taxonomy places the organism in Eukaryota, Viridiplantae, Streptophyta, Magnoliopsida, Lamiales, Oleaceae.
AUGCCACAAGCGUUGCCAAAUUUCUCUAGUUCUGUGAAACUCAAGUAUGUCAAACUUGGGUACCAAUACCUUGUCGAUCACAUUCUAACCUUCUUGUUGAUUCCAACCAUGGUGGGAAUUUCGGUCCAAAUUAUCCUGUUAGGCCCGGAAGAAAUGCUCAAAAUUUGGCGAUCACUCGAUAUUGACCUUGUGCAAAUCUUGUGCUCUUCUUUCUUGAUCAUCUUGAUUUGCACUCUCUACUUCAUGUCAAAGCCUCGGUCGGUAUAUCUAGUUGAUUAUGCCUGUUACAAGCCACCCAUAACAUAUCGUGUCUCUUUCUCGACUUUCAUGGAACACUCUAGACUAAAUCUAAAGGAUAAUCUCAAAAGCGUCGAUUUUCAAAUGCGGAUUCUUGAAAGAUCAGGCCUUGGAGAAGAAACCUGUUUGCCUCCUGCAAUUCACUAUAUCCCUCCAACCCCUACAAUGGAAGCGGCCCGAGGAGAAGCCGAGGAAGUCAUUUUCUCUGCCAUUGAUUCCCUUAUGCAGAAAACGGGGAUCAAAGUGAAAGAUAUAGACAUUCUUAUCGUAAAUUGCAGCCUUUUUUCUCCCACACCAUCCCUUUCAGCUAUGGUUGUGAAUAAGUACAAACUCAGGAGUAACAUAAAGAGUUACAAUCUUUCUGGAAUGGGGUGUAGUGCGGGCUUAAUAUCAAUGGAUUUGGCUAGAGAUCUUCUGCAGGCACAUCCAAAUUCAUAUGCACUUGUUGUUAGUACUGAAAUUAUUACGCCAAAUUACUAUAAAGGUUCAGAAAGGGCAAUGCUUCUUCCAAAUUGCUUGUUUCGAAUGGGCGGUGCUGCGAUUCUUUUAUCGAACAAGAGUCGUGAUAAACAUCGUGCUAAGUAUCGAUUAGUGCACGUGGUUAGAACCCACAAGGGUUCUGAUGAUAAGGCCUAUAAAUGUGUUUACGAACAAGAAGAUUCACAGGGAAAAGUCGGGAUUAAUUUGUCAAAAGACCUUAUGGUUAUAGCUGGUGAAGCUUUGAAAUCCAAUAUAACCACAAUAGGCCCUUUAGUCCUUCCUGCAUCAGAACAACUCCUAUUUCUCAUCACUUUAAUUGGUCGAAAAAUCUUUAACCCAAAAUGGAAACCCUACAUUCCUGACUUCAAACAAGCCUUUGAACACUUCUGCAUCCAUGCCGGAGGCCGGGCGGUAAUCGAUGAACUUCAGAAGAACCUCCAACUGUCUUCUGAACAUGUUGAGGCCUCUAGAAUGACACUGCAUAGAUUUGGGAACACGUCGUCUUCUUCGUUAUGGUACGAAUUGAGUUACAUUGAGGCCAAAGGCAGGAUGAAGAAAGGGGACAGAGUUUGGCAAAUAGCUUUUGGAAGUGGAUUCAAAUGUAACAGUGCUGUAUGGAAAUGUAACAGGACAAUUAAAACACCAACUGAUGGACCUUGGCAAGACUGCAUUGAUAGGUAUCCAGUGCACAUCCCAGAAAUUGUGAAGCUCUAG